AUGCCCAGGAGCAUACGGAGCGACCCAGGAGCAUACGAGACGACCCAGGAGCAUACGAGACGACCCAGGAGCAUACGGGGCUACCCAGGAGCACCCGGAACGACCCAGGAGCACCCGGAACGACCCAGGAGCACCCGGGACGACCCAGGAGAAUACGGGGCGACCCAGGAGCACCCGGGACGACCCAGGAGCACCCGGGACGACCCAGGAGAAUACGGAGCGACCCAGAAGCAUACGAAGCGACUCAGGAGCACCCGAGACGACCCAGGAGCAUACGGAGCAACCCAGAACGACCCAGGAGCAUACGAGACGACCCAGGAGCAUACGGAGCGACCCAGAAGCACCUGA
Procambarus clarkii (red swamp crayfish) is the source of this 348-nucleotide messenger RNA. The record is from RefSeq and is a predicted model, not a curated record. NCBI's taxonomy places the organism in Eukaryota, Metazoa, Arthropoda, Malacostraca, Decapoda, Cambaridae.